Molecule: messenger RNA, 570 nt
Organism: Strongylocentrotus purpuratus (purple sea urchin)
Lineage: Eukaryota; Metazoa; Echinodermata; Echinoidea; Camarodonta; Strongylocentrotidae
Product: protein PFC0760c-like
Exons: 3
Coding region: 1-570 (189 amino acids)
Source: RefSeq, a predicted model, not a curated record
AUGGACGUCGAAAGCUUGAAUGUGCCCGCUGAUGAGCAAAAUGAUACGGUGAACGAAGGGCCACGUAUCGACAAAGAGGAAAUCGAGCACGACGUAGAUGAUCAUUAUCAUACUGAUGGUCAAGAUGCCAGUCGUGUCAGAAAGCAUGAUGGCGUCGAUGACGAUGUCAGCGCUACCAGCACUGAUACAGCCGACGACGAGGUUGAAGAGGAUGAUGAUGACAUGGCAGAAGCAUCAUCACAAGGCUACGAUACGGAUGAUGACCUCGAUCGUCACUUCUUCAUCGACCACCAUAAGGUCAAAGAUGAAAUGGACAACGCGCGUGGUCGUCGCGAAGACAAUCGAAUAGACCACCUUGAAAGAGCGGUGGUGCUCGAGCUCGAACCUUUGCGUCAAUCAGCAAAUGAAAGACGAUGUCAAGACAGAGAGAAUUACAAGACAAUAAAUGAUGCUCAUGGUGACGGUAAGCCUGAUGAUGACGAAGAUGACCGAGAUGGCGAUGGUGAUCCCACUAAAGAUCCCUCGGACCAGAAGAAGAAUGGAACCCGCAUCUUCCUAGCGGUCACGUGA